Molecule: messenger RNA, 741 nt
Organism: Bombina bombina (fire-bellied toad)
Lineage: Eukaryota; Metazoa; Chordata; Amphibia; Anura; Bombinatoridae
Product: inhibitory synaptic factor 1-like
Exons: 1
Coding region: 1-741 (246 amino acids)
Biological process (GO): inhibitory postsynaptic potential
Cellular component (GO): postsynaptic density
Source: RefSeq, a predicted model, not a curated record
AUGUGCUCUCGGGGAGUGGGAAGGACCGCAGAGCAGGGGGGACGCAGCGGCAGAGCUGGCGAAAGGCAGAGGAUCCGAGGGAGAGUCCGGGCAGUUAUCAGUCAGCUCGAAGGAAUCUUGAGGGACCUCAAAGAAGUGGCCAAAGAGCUGAGAGAGGUGGUGGAGCAAAUAGACAAACUCACCUCAGACUUUGAGUUUGAAUUGGAUGCAGAUGACUGGACCCCAGGAACUGUUAGUAGCACAUCCAGUAGUGAGAAGGGGAUUCCCCUCUGUGACCUGGGACCCAUGGAAUUCUUAAGUUCAGACAGCUGGGAAUUCUGCUCCUUCCUGGAAGCCUCAACCCCAUCAGAUUCUGGAGAUGGAUCAGACCGUCCCACUGAUUUUACAUUGCUCAAUGGGGGAAUUACUCCAAAUUGUCCAGACUCCUCCAGUGAGGAAACCCCCGUCCCACCACCAAAACCUCACCCAGGUAGGAACCCUGGAUCUAGAGACAGGGUGAGGUUCAGUGACAAAGUUCUUUACCAUGCACUGUGUUGUGAUGAUGAGGACUCUCCACAUGGCCAGGAACCAACAAGGGAUACCCCCAGGCCUGCAGCUUCCUGUGUUGCUGCAAAAAGCAGGCAGGGUGUCCUGACUGGUGGCAGGAGAGGGACAAGGAACUGCAGUACCCAGACUGUGUGUGACAAGAGCACACAGACUGUGCUGCCUUAUGUGCCAAAAAAAGCAAAGGAGAGACACUAA